AUACAGCCGACCAAAGGAACCCUAGUAUAUAACCGGAAGCAUUGAAGAAGGUGUUGUAACAAAAGAAGAAAUGGACCCAUUUGGGUUGUGAAAACGAAACGAGUGGCUAUGUUGGCUCCGCGACUCCAAUAAUCUAGAGUGCCUAUAAUUGAAGGAGAGGUGGGGGGUUGAAGGUACAUACACAGGUGACAGGUCUAUCAUACACUUCCAUCCUUUUCCCAACUCCAAACAUAGGUAGAGCACCGAAGUGUAGUACUCCAUCAAAGUAGAAUGUAAAGUUAGACCUACCGCAGAGCAAUUAGAUUCAUUUUACACGCAAGUAGAACUGGUUACUCACAUAAAUUGUGAUCGGUAUUCAAGGAAAAUGCUGAAUGAUGAAGUAGUGAUACACCCAUGAAAGGUAUAUCUUUCUCACAAACAUUAUCAGCCUUUGCAUUCACAUACAUUGGCUGUGCUACAUGUAACGGCUACAUCAAACCCAGUCAUGUUGUUGCUAUGAGGAGCAACAAUUCCCAGACACCCUCUUCUAAGGAUAAUGAUACACCUCCUCCAAGGAUUACAUCAAACUUGAAGCAGAAUUUGCAGUUCCUAAGAUUAUGGAAGGAGUUCCAAAAGAGAAAACCCAGUACUCCAAAGCCUGCUACUAGUUAUCGUAAGAAGAAGGUGGAGAAGGAAGAACUGCCAGAAGAUGAAGAGAUCUACCGUGAUCCUACAUUGGCACUAUACUAUACAAAUCAGGUAGUGGAUACUGCUAUUCCCGUCUUGCUUGUUGAUGGAUAUAAUGUGUGUGGAUAUUGGCCCAAGUUGAAGAAGCAUUUUAUGAAUGGAAGCCUUGACAUUGCUCGCCAAAAACUCAUUGAUGAACUUGUAUCAUUCAGUUUGCUAAGAGAGGUGAAAGUGGUGGUUGUAUUUGAUGCCAUGAUGUCUGGAAUAGCUACACACAAGGAAAACUUUGAGGGUGUUGAUGUGGUAUAUUCAAGUGAAACAUGUGCUGAUGCAUGGAUUGAGAAGGAGGUGGUCGCUUUAAGGCUGGAUGGGUGUCCAAAAGUUUGGGUUGUCACAUCUGAUCAUAAUCAGCAGCAUGCAGCCUAUGGAGCAGGGGCUUUUGUUUGGAGCUGCAAGGCAUUAAUCUCUGAGAUCAAAGCUUCACACAAGGAGGUUGAGAGAAUGCUGCGGGAACAUAGAUCUACUUCUAUGCAAGGUAAAUUGUUAAAGCACAACCUCGGUGCAGAAGUUGUGGAUGCUCUCAAGGACCUCAGGGAUCAGCUUUCUCAAAAUGAGACGCGCAGAUGGUAGUCUCAUGAGAGGCUAUAUUAGAGACGAGCAGAAUUUUAAGUCAAUGGAUGCGAAGUUCUAACCGCUCUAUUAACUUUGUGACACUAUAUUUGGGAUCAGUAUUAUAGAUACAUGUAUUCUAAAAAAGUUUCAACCACAUGGGUGCAUCUUGGGCUGAUGCUGCCUUCAACAUUCAUUUGCCUCUGGGUUAUACCUUCAACCUUCUGCCAACAUCAUGGAGAUGCAUACAUUUUCUGAAACUACUGUUGAGUAUUUACAAGUUAUUGUGUCCAUUUCUACAUUGUACAACAUCGUCUGCUUAUAGGGAGUGGUAUAUAAGUUGAUUAGUUUAUUGUUCUAGCUAUGAUACUUCUAAUAUUGCAAAGAUAAUGCCGCAUCAUGUUCCUGCCUUAAA
Molecule: messenger RNA, 1690 nt
Organism: Solanum dulcamara
Lineage: Eukaryota; Viridiplantae; Streptophyta; Magnoliopsida; Solanales; Solanaceae
Exons: 10
Coding region: 394-1296 (300 amino acids)
Source: RefSeq, a predicted model, not a curated record